UAAUAAAGUUGAACUAUAAUUACCAGCAAAUACCAUAAUCGGCUUACGUUUGUUUCCGACUUUACCUAGAAGGCAGGAAUUACAAUUGUUUGCAAAUAAACAUCUGCGUUAUCAGUAAGCGGCUUAUGUUAGGGGUCGUAAAUAUUUCUAUAGUGAGCGUAGUAAUCCGAAACACAUGUGCACGAAGGUGUCGCGUCUGCGUGCGGCGGCUGGUAGUAACGGUUCUGUGGCGGAGGCGCGGUGCGUGACUCAUCUCUCGUUCAUUGAGCGGUGGUCCAUUGAGCCGCGCUUGCGCUCAUUACCGCUCCGCCGGCCGGCCCUGCGCACACGCAAACAGCGCGCCGCUCGCGGACCGUCUACACCGACGCACUGCCUACGACAUGUUGGCUCCCAUCUCUAGAUACAACAUGGAGAAUUUAUCGAAAUCUCAUAUUUGGCUGGCGGCUGCAGCGCUCCUGGCCACCUGUGGGGUGUGCGCCAGCGCCGGUGUGGGCAACAGGAAGCCCUUUACCCCGACCGACUCCAUCCUGGACAUCAUCGACACCGAACAAGUGCAGAGGUUCCUGGCUGAGAGGCAGAGAGCGGAACAGGCCACUGCUUCGGCCUCCACCUCUUUUGUGCAGAGAAACGAACUCGGAGAUGGCAGCUCUGAGACUGGUAUGGUGGUCUCCAUGCCGGAGCAAGAAGAGAACACGGAGCUGCCUCCCGGUGUCGAAUUCAGGAAAAUAUUGAAAUCAUCGAAGAAUGCCUUGGUUGUCACGAAGAAGGAUUAUUUAAAAGAAGAUUGGUGUAAAACUGAGCCUUUGGUUCAGAAAAUCCGAGAACCUGGUUGUCUGCCCACCACAGUGAUAAACAAAUUUUGCUACGGACAGUGCAACUCGUUUUACAUACCGAAGGGCCCGCGGCGUCGCGACAACAACCCCGACCGGCCGCAGCCUGCCUUCAAGUCGUGCUCGUUUUGUAGGCCUAAGAAGUUUACAUGGGUGACAGUGACGCUGCGUUGUCCCGGCCAGAACCCGCCGUUCAAACGCAAGCGGUUGCAGAAGGUUAAACAGUGCAAGUGUUUACCGGUCGGAGUGAAUUGACGCUGAGAGUGUGACGGAGCCUGCAGUACCAGACGCGGUGCGACCGCCGAGGCUUGCGAGCGACAGGCCGGGCCCGGGCACCACCAGGGCAUGCCGGACCUACACCCCGAGAGCGCUGACGACCAGGGAUGUUCAACAUCGUUACCGUUGAUUGUUUGCGAUCACGUUCCAGUGUUAUAGACUGUGUAUGAACUGGUCAAAUAAAUUGAGACGCCGUGCUCUCAUACGUCAAUGCGAAUGACGUAAUGUGAUGCAUAGAUUAGAUGCCUAUUUAGAGUUACAUUGUAAUAGAGCGGCUUCGACUGCAAGUCGUCGAGCAAAAGCUUUAAUUGUUCGUAGCGAAACUAAUUAGCUAGUGUUAGAGAAUAGCGGUGGCCUUCCAAUCGAUUUAGGAUUUUGUUUUGGUACAAAACUUGUGAAAGAUGGCCGUUUAUCGAAAAGUGAUUAUUCUGAGAGUUUAAGUUGCGUUCUUAUGUCUACAGAAUAAUGUGUGAUACUAGUUUAUAGUUUGACAGUUAAUUGUGUUUCUUAACGCGUAUCGGUGAGUCACACGAACUAUGAAACGAGAUAAAGAUGUAGCGACUUAAUUCACGUCUCGUCCUCCAGUGUUUUUAUUUAUUCUAUCGUAAUAAAGAUAUUGUAGCUAAAACAGAAUACGCUUAUAAGUAAGUUAAUGUUGAUCGUGGUUUCAUCUUGUUAUCUCGCUAUAAAAUAUGAGUAGGUAGUGGUAUACGAUAUGUAUUUAAAUAUAUUUCAUCGCAGUAUAAAGUAACGUUAGGUUUUAUGAUAAUUCGAAACAAAAUUAUGAUCUCUGUUUGUUCUCAAGACGUAUGCAUUUGUUUUUAUGUAUUACUGUUAACAUAAUAUAUCCAUUUACAUGAUCUGACAUAGGGAGUAGUGUGCAGGUUAUCGAAAAUGUACUUAUUAAAUUGUCCUAGUUCUUGUUAAAUGUAAAACUGUAAAAUUAGGCAAGUAUUUAAAGCUAAACAUGUCACGUACUUAUUGUAGAUUAGUUCGUUGAAAUCACGAUAGAUAGAGAUGUUAAAUGUAGGAUUGUAUUGUUCGAAGUAGUUGUUAAUAUUGUAGGUUGUAUACAUUCUUGCCAUUGCAUUUUGUUGCUCGAUAGAUACUUCGAAAUUACUCGAUUCGAAAGGCACGAGACACUCAGACAAACUCAGACUAAUCUUCCCUUUAAGUAAUAUUGGGACAAUUGUUAACGUCAAUUGAAACGGCGAAAUGUAUGGAAAUGACAUUUAAUUUCGUUUAAUCACGUGACUUAGAACUGUCAUCUCAAUCACACUUGAGCUUUUUCUAGGUUAACGAUUGUUAAAAUUUCACUUAUAUAGAGGCCUUGAACGAUAAUAAUUAUGUGUUAUCAACUGUCUAAAAAGUAAAUCUUGCUGAUAAGGGUCUCGUGUAUUUUUUAUUAGUGUGAUUUCAAUGUAUCCAAUAUUCUAUGAAUAGAAAAUACUAUAAGUCAAUAGGUCAUGAAUACACGAGUCUAUUGCUAAUUGCAAUUACCUGCCAUCGCCUGUAUGUCAAAUUAAUUGCAAUAGUCUCAAACUGUUGAUUUGAUUGCAAGUAGGAAUAGUGUCAAUACGGUACCACGAUUAGUCACAAGUACAAUUAUAAACUUGCAGUUUUACGUGAGUUUGAAUUUCACGUACUAAUUUGUUUUGACGGUGAAAUGUUCGUUUUUUUUUAAUUUACAUUUCUGUUUCUAUUGAUUUGAUAUUCACGAUUUUAGGGGUUCCUGAGAUGAUCAAACAUGUUUGUCUCAAAUAGUUUUGGUUAAAGAACUAAGUUAAUUGUCCAACAAUUGUGUGCUUGAACUACGUUUGCCUUUUUUUUUAAUUAAAUUUGUAGUAAUACUCAUUUGGCCCUGGGCUGCGCAAUACUUUUUAAAAUAUUCAAAUUAUUUCAACAAAAAAAAAACGUUUGAGUUAAUCACGUUUGGUCGUCUCGAAGCCCCAUCUUUCAUUCCACAAUAAUUUAUUGUAUUAAAAUAAGCAGUCUGAUGUCAAAACAUUGUAUUAAUUCAGUCAGGGUUUUAUCAGAUUUAUAGUCAUUGAAGAUCUAAUUUAAUUAUUCUGUAUCUAACUUUGAUUUACAAAGCCUAUCAAAGUGUAUUAACUUAAAUUAUUUUAUUUUAAUUUCAUUGUUAUAUUAAUCAUUCAAUACUCGACUUGAAGUCACAGCCUGUGUUUUGAAUUAAAACCUGUUUUUAAUUUGAAAAAGUACAUGUAACAAUUAGCAAUUAGUUAUCAAAAUAGUACAAACCAUUGUCGACCCUAUCACAAGAGUGUUAGAGGCUAUAAUUGCUACAAUCGUCACCUAAUUGCCAUGUAAACACGUUGUAUUAUCUUAAACGGUUGUUAAUCUAUAAAAAGGUCGACUUUAUUUUAUGUAAUAGUAUUACGGCGUUGUCGUCAAACAAAAGUAUUGUUCAACACAUUUUUUUCAGAAAUAAACAAUAAUUCGUUU
Trichoplusia ni (cabbage looper) is the source of this 3569-nucleotide messenger RNA. RefSeq names its product gremlin-1-like. Bases 381 to 1085 code for a protein of 234 amino acids. The transcript is spliced from 2 exons. Gene Ontology annotation, biological process: animal organ morphogenesis. Gene Ontology annotation, molecular function: BMP binding; receptor ligand activity. The record is from RefSeq and is a predicted model, not a curated record. Lineage: Eukaryota; Metazoa; Arthropoda; Insecta; Lepidoptera; Noctuidae.